Drosophila rhopaloa is the source of this 2490-nucleotide messenger RNA. Its product is annotated as mucin-2. Gene Ontology annotation, cellular component: extracellular region. Gene Ontology annotation, molecular function: chitin binding. Bases 122 to 2383 code for a protein of 753 amino acids. The transcript has 2 exons. The record is from RefSeq and is a predicted model, not a curated record. NCBI's taxonomy places the organism in Eukaryota, Metazoa, Arthropoda, Insecta, Diptera, Drosophilidae.
CCUCUUUACGAUCUGGCUAUAAAAAGAGGCUGCAGGUGGGUCAGUUGUCAGAGCACCGAAGCGAAAGCGGUAAAGUAGCCAGCAGCAGUUAGUUAUCCUUUUGCGCCGCCCGAAAAAUUCGAUGAAUCUGUCAAGCCUUUUCCUUCUGGCCCUUGUGGCAUCCGUCGCUAUCUGCGCCGGAUCUGCCCACAGAAUCAACCGCCCAGAGCCAGAAUCUCCAGGUAAGCCGUGCCAGCCCACGACCACAAGGCCGCCCUGCACGCGGACGACCACUCCACCAUGUGAAACGACCACUCCAAGCUGCAAGGAGGAUACCACGACAACGACCACUGAGGCUCCAACGACAACAACAACAACGUGUGCCCCAACAACAACAACAACAACGUGUGCCCCAACAACAACAACAACAACGUGUGCCCCAACAACAACAACAACAACAACGUGUGCCCCAACAACAACAACAACUACGUGUGCCCCAACAACGACAACUACUACCACGACAACAACAACUACUACUACAACAACUACUACUACAACAACUACUACUACAACAACCACUACUACAACAACAACAACCACUACUACAACAACAACAACCACUACUACAACAACAACCACUACUACAACAACAACAACCACUACAACAACAACAACCACUACUACUACAACAACAACCACUACUACAACAACAACAACCACCACUACUACAACAACAACAACCACUACAACAACAACCACUACAACAACAACAACCACCACUACAACAACCCCGACGACAACAACACCUUGUGAAAUAGAGACCCCCGAACAAACGACUGCGUCCCAACAGCCACCCUGUGAGCCUUCAAACACAGUUACGCCUCCUAGUGAGCCUUCAACCCCAGCACCACCUUCACCCUGUGAACCUUCCACCGAAGCACCACCUCCAGGAGAGACUUCAACUCCAGCACCCUGUGAGCCAGUCACACCUCCUAAUGAGCCUUCAACCCCAGCACCACCUUCGCCCUGUGAGCCUUCCACCGAAGCUCCACCUCCUGUAGAGCCUUCCACCGAAGCUCCACCUCCUGCAGAGCCUUCCACCGAAGCACCACCUCCCGUCGAGCCUUCCACCGAAGCUCCACCUCCUGCAGAGCCUACCACCGAAGCACCACCUCCCGUCGAGCCUUCCACCGAAGCUCCACCUCCUGCAGAGCCUACCACCGAAGCACCACCUCCCGUCGAGCCUUCCACCGAAGCUCCACAUCCUGUAGAGCCUUCUACCGAAGCCCCACCUCCCGUCGAGCCUUCCACCGAAGCACCACCUCCAGGAGAGACUUCAACUCCAGCACCCUGUGAGCCAGUCACACCUCCUAAUGAGCCUUCAACCCCAGCACCACCUUCGCCCUGUGAGCCUUCCACCGAAGCACCACCUCCCGUCGAGCCUUCCACCGAAGCUCCACCUCCUGCAGAGCCUUCCACCGAAGCUCCACCUCCUGUAGAGCCUUCCACCGAAGCACCACCUCCCGUCGAACCUUCCACCGAAGCUCCACCUCCUGUAGAGCCUUCCACCGAAGCUCCACCUCCCGUCGAGCCUUCCACCGAAGCUCCACCUCCUGUAGAGCCUUCCACCGAAGCUCCACCUCCUGUAGAGCCUUCCACCGAAGCCCCACCUCCCGUCGAGCCUUCCACCGAAGCACCACCUCCAGAAGCGACUUCAACUCCAACCACUCCAACGACAACAACCUGUGAAGUAAAAACUCCCGAACCAACCACUUCUACACAACAGCCACCCUGUGAAAUAACGACACCAACGACGACCGCCGCUGAAAUCACUACAACCCCAUCAACCGUCGAAAUCACGACGCCAAGCACAACGUCCGCUCCUAGUGAGUCUACAACCACCCCCCCAUGCAAUCCCACCACUAGUUCUCCACCACCCUGUGAAAUAACGACACCAACGACGACUGCCGCUGAAAUCACUACAACCCCAUUAACCGUCGAAAUCACGACACCAAGCACAACGACCGCUCCUUGUGAGCCUACAACCACCCCCUUAUGCAAUCCCACCACUAGUUCUCCACCACCCUGCGAGGAGACAACCACACCGGCCUGCGGAUCUGAUGAAAAAAAGCGUGAGGAUCUGAUUCCCAAGCCAAUCGAGGAUCUCCUUCCUGGUUCUAGCAGCAGCACCAAAGUUACCAUCCCGAUUGGAACCAGUGCCAUGUGCGUUGGCCGCGCGGAGGGAAGUAUCGUCCAAGAUCCGAGUCAUUGCAGGAGGUACUAUGAGUGCCGCGCCGGUCGUCGUCUGCUCCGCAAGUGCCGUCCCGGUCUGUGGUACGAUUCGGAGGCAGGAGAGUGCCUUCCUCGCAGUCAGGUGCUAAACUGUCCCGCCCAGCGUAACUAAGCAACUUGGCCAUCUCGACUCAACUGGAGUAAGACCAGAGUUUGUAUUGCAACUUGUAUUCGUAACCAACAGUAACCACCUACUCAAUAAACAGCAUAUAAAUCACA